UGAGGGAGAAGGAAGAGAGUAGAGACACUACAGAGGAAAACAGAGAUACUUGGGUAUAACUCGAGCUGUCACUAUCAGAGAUAUAAACCGAGCGAGAAACUUAGUAGAAAAAAAGACACCAGAGCAGAGAUGAGAUUUGUAAUAUCAUUCAUGGGAUCUGCGCUGUACAUUGUGUAACCUAAACUUACAAGAAACCUUCAGGUUUCCAUUUGCCCAGCCAUUUCGAGACUUCAAGGGUUAAAAUGCAUUUUUUAAUAACUGUCAUGUGAUCUCAUCCUGUUGCUUAUAAGACUUGGCAAUGUUUCCUGCUCGCAUCACUGAAAACGGACCAGAUUCCAGAGAGGUGAAACAGAGAAUUACAAAGAGGUUAGCUAGUUCACUCCGAGCUCUUCAGAUCCGCUAUGUCACAACAGACGACACAGUCACCAGCGAUGAUGAUGAUGCCAACAGGCUAUGUGUAGCUCUGGAAGCAGUGUUUAUUCAUGGGAUCAAAGCAAAAUUCAUUAAAUCACAGACAGAAAGAAGGACGGGAAGGAAUAAGGGACGUCAUGCUCCUCUCCCCCAGCCCGCUUUCUGGCCUUUGCUAAAAGCUAUAACACAUCGGAAUGUGAUCACAGAUCUGGAGAAAGUGGGUUACAUUAACACAGAUGUCGGCCGAUGCCGCUCCUGGUUACGCCUGGCACUUAAUGACUCUCUGAUUGAAUGCUAUUUCAUCUCAUUGCAACGGGAAAAGGCCUGGCUACAGGAGUAUUAUCAGCCAUUUGCAUUGCUUUUGGAUGCUGAAGGCUGUGAUGUAGUUCUCUCUUAUCUGCAAGGUUUCGCCACCUUGACUUUCUCUCUUUCCUACAAAUCUUCUGUAUUAAAUGAAUGGACAGCUACUCCUCUCUCGUUAUCUGGGCUUUGGUGGGAUGAAGCUGAGCAUAGUGAGCCUCGUAGGAGGAAGUCCUUGGACUCAGUGUCUCAGUCAUCCAGUUCUGAUGACACCACCAGCUCCAUGAUAAAUGAAAACAAGUGCCAUCUGCAAACCUCUUCCCCAAGAACGGACACCAACAGCUCAUCAUCUCAGCUAUCCUCCAGCUUGGGUUCGGAUGGCCAGCUACAGACCAGUGGUGCAACAAGCCCUAUCCAUCUUGGACCUUCUGUUCAUCUUUCGGGUGAUGAGGAAGACACAAAGGAAUCUGACAGACUAUCCUCAGAAGAUCUAGAGUUUGGAUUGUCUUCUGUUUCUGUACCUCACACAACAGUCACUGAGGCUAAAUCAGAAACCAAAAAGAUGACCCCAGGUGAUUUGAACUGUCAGGACAAAUAUGGUUUCACCCAAAAUGACUUACCUGAAAGCCAUGUUACAGGUAGCAAAGAUCAUAAUGACACCUUUGUGGACCAUAAGAGGGACCGUCUUGCUAAGCAGGUAGACUCUGAAUCACCUCUUGGGCUGCAGCCCACACCUAUAGAGAGUUUUUUUCAAGACAACUGUAUUCAAAUAGACACAAAACAUCUGAGUAAAAGACAUUCAUGCAAAAAGGUGCCAGCGUUUGAAAAUGACACAAACCUGAUAGCUGACUCAUCAUCAACCGCAAUGCUUCCUGUGAUUAAUAAUAAACCUGAGAAGCCACAACAUCUGCCCCCAGCUUCCCAAAAGGAAGAUCAGGAGAACAUGCAGCAGAUAUUACAUGAAUCAGUGUCUUCACAAAUACCUAAGAGCCAGGGCAGUUCUCAGAAAGAUACAGAGCAGACAUCCGUUUCAUCUGGUUCCCUCUUUGCUGCAAGUGAGGCUUUACCUCAGGAAGACACACAACACAGUUUGGAUCAUUCUUCUGAGCUUCCUAAAAGCAGAAGCUGGAUUUCAGAAGAGGAUUUUCAGAGAGUUUCUACUCCUGGAGACCAAUCGAAGCCUGGAGAUAUGUACCCCUCCCAGCCUCCUAACAACUCAUCCGAUGAACGUCUGAACCAAGCCUUUAAUGUCAUUCACAGAAGGCAGAUAGGUCUCACAAACCCUUUCCGAGGUCUCCUAAUGCUGGGCUAUUUGGAGCGCAGGAAUACAUUGGGUUUGUAUAAGAGCUACUACUGCGAGCUGUCUCCUUAUGAGUUCCGUCUGUAUCUGAAGGGAGAUGACCGAAUACUCUUUGAGAACUGUUCUUUACUUCGUUGUGAGUCUGUAGGCGCAGCACAGAGUGAUGGCCGUUUUGAGUUGCACUUUCCUGUAAAGAAGCUGUUUUUACGAGCCCCAUCAAAAGGUGAAGCCCAGGAUUGGGUUGACAGGAUUCAGGAAGCUCUGCAGAGUUUACGCCCUCGGCAGGAGGAAUCUUGGGAGAUUCUUAAGUAUCCUGAGUCCCCUCAAACAAUUUCGGAAAAGAAAAUGUGGCCUCCUGGUGAGGACAAAACCACUUCUUUGGGGACAGAGGGUUUUGAUUGGGUUUCUCCAAUAGAUGUGGAGCCUGAUGCUUUAAAAGAAUCCAUUUUAUAUAUGAAGAUGCAUAAAAAAUGGACUCGUUGCAUCUUUUCACUGUCAGAGAAAAUGUUAAAGUGUUUCUUACCUAAAGCCUCUGAGAAACUAUUGCACGGAACUUUCAGCAUGGACAUAGUGAAGGAUAUUCUACCAGAUUCCAGUCUCGGCAAUGCAUCGUGUUUCAGAUUAGUGACCUCCAAGGGAUCCUUACAGCUGCAGGCAGAGAGCCCUUUAGAGGCCAAAACAUGGAGAGAACUUGUCCGUGCUGCUUUCUUGGAAUCUGCAGAUGAGUCAUUAAUCAUUGGAACUGUAAACUUUCCUAUAAAGUCACAUAUAAGGGAACAUCCUCUUUUCCAGCACCUUCUGCACAUCCCCACUGAAGGAGGUCUGGAUGCCCAGAAUUUUAAGUGUUCAGGUUGUUCUAAACAGAUUGGAUUUCAUUUUGGGAAAGCCAAACUUUGUGGCUAUUCAGGAUUGUAUUACUGUGAGCUGUGUCACAAGGAUGAAGAGUCUAUCAUCCCUUCCAGGAUAAUACACAACUGGGACCUCAGUAAACGACCAGUUUCAAGAGCAGCUUUGAACUUUCUAAACAUGGUGCAUACUGAGCCACUAAUGAACGUGAACUCUCUGAAUGCUCGUCUGUACCACCACUCACAAUCUAUGUAUGAUAUCAGCCGUCACCGAGAGAAACUACGUCUGCUGGGGGAGUAUCUUGUCACGUGUCGCAGUGGCGCAUGGCAGGAGAUGAGCAAGAGUUUGGAGAAUCGUAAUUAUCUGAUGGAUUGUGCGGACAUGUACAGUGUAUAUGACCUCAGACAGAUUGCAGAUGGAGAGUUUGGAUCUUUCCUUGAAACACUCAUGCAAUUUGCAUCUCGCCAUGUAUAUAACUGUGACCUCUGCAGCCAGAGAGGUUUUAUCUGCCAGUUUUGUGAUCAAGAUGAUAUAAUCUACCCAUUUGAAUUUGAUACAACCACAAGAUGCGGUGACUGUAAAGCGGUCUUCCAUAGACCUUGUGCUCUUCAGGGACUUGAGUGUCCUCGAUGCGUGAGACGGAAAAAAUACCAUAAUCAAUUUAAUAUAUGAAUUAUGAUGAGAGUUGCAAAUUCUUUUUUUUUUUUUUUUUUGAACCAACGAAAUUUUUGGAAGACUAGGGAAUUAACUUGCUUCUACAGUGACGUUGAAGAGACAGUAUCCCAAAAUGGAAGCCCUGCCAACCGUGUCUGUAAUAUUCAUAGACAAAAAGCCUGUAAUGGAAGCAUUUGUCCAUUAAAACCUUAAACUGAUUUUGAUGCUUUGCUCACCAUUUGACAGAUAUGGAUGCAACACAGCAAAACAUCAAUCUCUUAUUAACAGUAAAAAAACAAAAACCUUAGAAAUAUGUAUAUUUUAUACAUACUGUGCACUUAUUUACACUACUUCAGAAGCAUUAAACCUGUCAUGGAAAGACUGUUAAAAUAAAUAUGUACAAAACUAAUCUUUUGUACUGUCAGAAACAAAAAGUACUUGGUCAUAAAAGAUGUGCUGUAUGCAGAAUGUUUUGUGGAUUUGUUACAUAGUGUAAGCCUGCACUUGUAUCACAUGAUCCACUUCAUUAUUGGGGACAAUGUGUUGCACAAAUGUGCUUAAGACUGCAAACGGAGUACCAGUAUGAACAUCUUACAUUUCAAAUAUACUUUCUCCUCUAUGGAGGCUUAUGCUGCUAAACUGCAACUGGAAUAAUUGGGGUAAUAAAUGCUGCAGGUAAUGGCACAGAAGUUAGUCCUAACUUACCUAUUCAUGAAGGUGCUCUGACUAGCAUUAUCCUGCUAUAAUUCACAUUUUGUACAACUUUAUAAAUAAUUGUUCUUUUGCUUUUUCAGUCUUCCUUUAAGUAAACAAAUUCUUGCCAAGAAAUUACUGACCAUACUAAUCCAUUCAUCAAGUAUUUUGUUUUUUUUGUUCUUGUUAUAGAUUCAGAAGUUAAGGCUGCCUGAAAUAAUUUUUUAAAUAAUUUUAUUGAGAUUUACUAGCUGAAAAUGGAUUUGUAAAUACAAUAAUCAUUUCCGGUUUGUGAAGUUGCGAAUUACUUUUCCAUUACUAUAUCUGUAUGUAAGUGUAGCCAUGUGCCUUUUCACUAACUUACUAUAGAAAUCAGAAAGGUUAUAUUGUAUAAUCCUGAGCCAGGCUCACUUUAUAUAUAGAAAUUGUUCCAACAAACUUUCCAGUCCACGCGUUUUGCAAAAACUAAGUUGUCAUUUUGAUCAUUAGAUCAUUGUAUAAUCAUGCAUUUUUUUGUAUGCAGAGACUAGACUGUGAAUAAGUCCAUUAAUGUGUUUUACCAGUCCCUCCAAGGAGAAAUCAAAGGAAACUUCUCAGCAGACCACCAUCCAAUCACUAUUUGAGAAGUGGUCUAGAUGCACAUUGUUAUUGACAUGGCCCAGUCUAUAGUGUAAUAAACCUACAUAUGUCACCAACCAUUAACCUCUCCUGCCCACCAUAUAAACAGAGACUUGAUAGACCAAUGGAUAGUCACUUCAGCUUUUCAGUUUCUCCUUUUUGCUAAAGAUAUAGUACAAUAAAUGUAACACUUUGGUCUGCUUGUCUAUCCAACCCGAUCUAUUAUUAGAGUCUUGACUUUAUGUAGUCAGUCUAAAACAGUUCAACCAAUUUAACGAUUGCUACAGCUUUAUGACCGUCAGACCCUUGCAUACACAGUGAUUUGAUGGACUUUAUACUUGUGCAUUUUGUUAUCGUUCAGAUUUUUUUUAAUGAAUUAACAAUCUUUUCAUUGAGAUAAUUAAAGUGCCAUUCAUUAUUUAGUUGUGAUCAAAGACUCUGAAUACCAAAAAAUGCACAUGUAUAAUAGACAUUACCUUUGAUCUAUACUUCCCAAACUGUUUUCAUAGAACCCCUAUGGUGCAUGAAAAAGUACCAUAAAAAGUUUCUCUCUUUUUAAACUAAUAUAUAAGGGCAAGCACAGCAUAAUUUACAUUUAUUUAUAGUUUAUCAGUUUUUAGUGUUGUGUAGGAAAUAUAUAGUUCUAAAGAGUUGACAUAUAGAUAUUUGUUAUUAUUGUGACGUAGGCAUUUAAGGAUCCUUCCAAGAUGAUAUGGAUUCCGUUUGAGUUAUUUUAUGGGGUUUUGCACUUCCUUCAGUAAAUUUAAUUUGAAGUCAGCCAUGGACUUCGUCACUCAAUUAGUUUGGGGAACACUGUCAUAAAUAUUGUAGUUUUCCAUAUAUUUCUAGUACGGCCUUGGACUGAAAGUGGCCAUUAUUUUUCUGGUUUUGUUAGAUUUCAAAUUUUCCAAGGUAUCUAUCACAAUGAUUACUGUAGGAGAGAAAUAAACCUUUCCUAUAACAUGUGUGCCAAACUCAAUUAGCCUGAUUCUUAUUGAAGACAAAGGUUUUACUGUAUGGAGGAAAUAUAUGUUUCAAUCUAAUCUUUAAAAAUGUUAAAUGUUUAUCAGGAAUAACUGCUUAAUCUUUUGUUCAUAAAUUAUUGAUUAAAUAAAGAGUCAGUUUAACUGUUGUGUCAGAAAAA
This is a messenger RNA of Bombina bombina (fire-bellied toad), 5966 nucleotides long. It is a transcript of the gene PLEKHM1, whose product is annotated as pleckstrin homology and RUN domain containing M1. The record is from RefSeq and is a predicted model, not a curated record. Lineage: Eukaryota; Metazoa; Chordata; Amphibia; Anura; Bombinatoridae. Bases 299 to 3529 code for a protein of 1076 amino acids. The transcript is spliced from 12 exons.